CGCGCGUUUAAUUUUAAUUCUGGUCUCCCGCAUGUCGUCGACUUGUUAAUAAGCAACAAGUUUAGCAUGUUGUUAAAUGUUAGUGUCUGGUCGGUGUAUACAAUUAAUAAAAGUGCGUUCUUAAAAGGUCACGGAUUUAUAUAGAUAACACCUGAAGACAAUGGAAGUAUUGGGCGUAAAAUUUGCUCCUAUCAAUAUCCCUUUCAGAAGACGGAUACAGACCUUAUCGGCAGCCGCUUGGUUUAUAACAAUGGCGUUUGGUGGCUUUAUCGGUCUCUUCCUAGCCGUAUACAUGAUAUUGCAGACAAGACUGUGGCUAGUAACUAUUGCAUACUUGAUUUGGGCCUGGGGUAUGGACAGACAUACCUGUAAAAAAGGAGGGCGUCGGGUCGAAUGGGUUCGUAGCUGGACUUGGUGGAAAUAUUUAAAAGAAUACUUUCCUCUAAAUUUAGAACGUGUUCCUUGGGUGGAAUUAGAUCCUAAACGUAAUUAUUUAUUCUGUUGCUUUCCCCACGGAAUGUUACCGACGGGUGCAUUUUCUGCAUUUGGCACUAACGUGGGCGGAUUUCACGAUUUAUUUCCAACUCAUAAACCAUACGUGCUAACGCUGUCUCAGCAUUUCUAUAUGCCGUUUUUCCGAGAGCUCGCGUACGCCCUAGGCGGAUGUUGCUCUUCUGCAGAUUCUAUCAAUUGGAUACUUUCCCAACCGGAUGGAGGAAAAGCGGCAAUAUUAGCCGUCGGCGGCGCCGCCGAAUCUUACAACUGCCGUCCAGGGCAAUACAGAGUUGUACUCAAAAAUCGAAAAGGAUUCGUAAAACUGGCGAUAAAAAAUGGCGCGCCUUUGGUACCGGUAAUAUCAUUUGGAGAAACGGACCUAUUCAGUCAAGUUCCUAGUCCAGAAGGUUCGGUGAUCCGUUAUAUUCAGGAGUUCAUCCGGAAGUUGAUUGGUAUCGCUCCUGCUCUUCCAUUGGGAAGAGGAUUUUUUCAGUACUCAUUCGGCUUGGUACCACAACGUAAACCGGUUACCACUGUAGUUGGAAGGCCAUUAAAUGUAGAGAAGAUUGAAAAACCAACCCAAGACGACAUCGACGAAGUUCAUGAAAAAUUUAUCGAGUGUCUCGUUGAAAUGUUUGAAGAACAGAAACAUCACUACAUAAAAGACGCGGACUCAACGGUAUUUGAAAUCGAAUAAUUUGCUAGUCAGUGGAGGAUGUGGGAAUGGCAACCACAGCAAAACAAAUCAGAUGUAUUAAUGAUAUUUAUUGAUUCUUUGGUACCUAUUUCGUAAGUAACCGAUAAUUAACCAAAAUAUAAUGUUGGAAUUCGUUCUUACACUGUUAAUGGAGUAAUGUACUGAUUUCCUAGCUGUGGGAGCAUUUCUCAUGAACUUGCAAAUAAUAGCUCACUGCCACUGGAAGUGGUACGCAGACGUUACACAUGAUGCGUUAUUGUAAAUAAGGGUGACGGACUUUCCUGAAGGGGCUGCCCAUUCAUCCCUUUCACAAAAAUUGUUAUUUUGUUACAAUGGUAUUAAUUAUAGUGAUAUUUAUGUUAAGUAAUUUUAUUGAUUUUUAAAUUAUAACACUUAAAAGUUUAUUGAGUUUUAUAAUGAAUAAAUUUAUUAGUCCCUA
Photinus pyralis (common eastern firefly) is the source of this 1631-nucleotide messenger RNA. RefSeq names its product 2-acylglycerol O-acyltransferase 2-A-like. Gene Ontology annotation, biological process: triglyceride biosynthetic process. The coding region runs from base 161 to 1192 and encodes 343 amino acids. The transcript has 3 exons. NCBI's taxonomy places the organism in Eukaryota, Metazoa, Arthropoda, Insecta, Coleoptera, Lampyridae. Gene Ontology annotation, cellular component: endoplasmic reticulum membrane. The record is from RefSeq and is a predicted model, not a curated record. Gene Ontology annotation, molecular function: diacylglycerol O-acyltransferase activity.